CAUACCAGUCCAUAUGAAGUAUAAAUUAAAGCCAGUUGUGUUUUAGAUUUUAUCCAACAGAUAUGCUCUCUUCCUAAACACAGAAAAUGGACCAGGCAAUCGAUUUACUUACAAGCCAUUCACGAGAAGAUGCUAUCACCACCAAACUCAUCCAGCCUCCUUGGUUCCGAGCGUCAGAAAUCUUGUUGUACUGUCUGUUCAUCAUAUCAGCAGUGACGGCAGCCCUCAAGUUGCAGUUUGACACCUUCAGCUGUAAUGUCGUGGAAUGCAUAUAUAACGAAACCCUAACUACCAUACAAACCUGUCCGCGAUUCCAAACUAGGAGUUUAGACGCAGACGCCACCUACAAUUUUAUCGAUGACAAGUGCCGAGAUCAGAUGAUACCGUUCGUUUUGGAAAAUAUCCCAUUUAUUUACUUUAUAAUUGCAACUAUAUUACUGAGCUGCAGUUCGCUGUGGUUGAAAUUGCCAAGUAGUGCACUCUACAUUGAACGCUUUGUUGGAUUUGUUAAGGAAUGUAACGAGGCUAUAGAGACACACGGCUCUGUGUAUUGGGAGUAUGUUUCAGAUACCAGCCUACCAGCCUACCGUCAACAAAACAGAGUGGUUCAAUUUCUUAUAACAUGUUUUUGUUGUAGAAAUAGAGUUUCCCCAGACAAUGUAAGAGAGAAGUCAUCAAGCACUGGUUCUUGCCAAAAUGGAUCGGAUCUUGAACCAAUACAGAAAUUAAGCAAACUGCAUGAUAAAUUUGUACACAUGGUAAAACCUCAAAAACGAAAAAUACAUGUAUGUGUUAUUCUGAUACUUCAACAAGUAUUACUAACAGGACUGUCGUUGGUAUUUUUUUUGUGUGUUUCUUGCACAUUCUUUUGGUUUGAUUUUUUGCGAAAUGAAUAUAUCUGUGUUUUAGAGGAAUACAGUAGAAUUGCAUGCCAUUAUCGUUUGUAUGCAACUUACUAUUUUUUUGCUGUUAUUUUUUGUUUUUGCAAUUGUUUUCACUGUUUCCUCUCAUGUGUGCAUCUCUGUUGGGUGAUCCGUCACUCGUUUACACCUAUCGAUAUUUCAAGAGAUCCUAAAGGGCGGAAACGUUAUGUUUCAGGUCAACUUGGACUGAUGUUGCACUUAUUGACGACCAAUGACACGUAUUUUGUUAGCAGGGUGCAGUUUUUUAUGAAUGAUAAAACGAAAGCCCCGGUGACAUAUGAGGAAAAGGAACUGAUGUAUUCAGAAGAAAACCUUGAACGCAUCAACAAUAAAAAAGGACAAUUGCGAUUACAAAAUUUGCAAUUCAGGCCGCGUAGUUUUGAUAGUCUGCAUCGUAUUCCAAAUCUUACAGUUCUUGGCCUUACUAAUUGCAACUUGACUGAAUUUCCGUUUUGUAUUCUCUUAUCGAAAUCACUGAUGAAAGUUGACUUAUCUGAUAACAAAAUUGAAAUAAUUCCAAGACUUACCGGCGAGGUCAAAGAUCGGACGGGAUUGAACUCGCUAGUGCUAGAUGAAAAUCAUCUUCUGCCGAUUAGCAUGAUAAACUUAAGUACAUGGACAAAGUUAAAGAUACUCUCUAUCGUUAACACGAUGGGUAAAAAAGAGCUUAAAUUUUCUUAAGAAUGUUUACAUACCCAAGCAUUUGAAGGGCUAGAAAUUGUAAUUGGUGAAUUCAACGGUGACCAAGAAAGCGGGCAAGACAUCCUGUCGUAUCUAACGAAUAGUGAUUUGC
Mizuhopecten yessoensis (Yesso scallop) is the source of this 1716-nucleotide messenger RNA. RefSeq lists its product as uncharacterized. Bases 87 to 1604 code for a protein of 505 amino acids. The transcript has 2 exons. The record is from RefSeq and is a predicted model, not a curated record. NCBI's taxonomy places the organism in Eukaryota, Metazoa, Mollusca, Bivalvia, Pectinida, Pectinidae.